Molecule: messenger RNA, 468 nt
Organism: Staurois parvus
Lineage: Eukaryota; Metazoa; Chordata; Amphibia; Anura; Ranidae
Source: the annotation of a GenBank genome assembly
GUGGGCACCGAGUCGUCUGGCAAGACUGCGGGCACCGAGUUGUCUGGCAAGACUGCGGCACCGAAUCACCAGGCACGACAGUGGGCUCUGACUCAAUUGGCACGACAGCGGACACCGGGUCAUCAGGUACCGGAUUGUCUGGCUCGACAGCGGCAUCGGGUCACCAGGUAUGACAGCGGGCACUGGGUCACCAGGCAUCAGGUCAAUUGGCUUGCCAGCGGGCACCGCGUCAUCUGGCAAGGCAGUGGGCACCGGGUCACCAGGCAUUGGAUCGUCUGGCUCGACAGCGGGCAUCGGGUCACCAGGCAUCAGGUCAUUUGGCUCGCCAGCAGGCACUGCGUCAUCUGGCAAGGCAGUGGGCACCGAGUCACCCAGGUACGACAGCGGGCUCUGAGUCAAUUGGCACGACAGCGGGCACCGGAUCAGGUACCGGAUCAUCUGGAUCAACAGCGGGCAUCGAGUCAACUG